Molecule: messenger RNA, 3198 nt
Organism: Pristis pectinata (smalltooth sawfish)
Lineage: Eukaryota; Metazoa; Chordata; Chondrichthyes; Rhinopristiformes; Pristidae
Gene: tex2l
Product: testis expressed 2, like
Exons: 11
Coding region: 1-3198 (1065 amino acids)
Cellular component (GO): endoplasmic reticulum
Molecular function (GO): lipid binding
Source: RefSeq, a predicted model, not a curated record
AUGGCAGAUCUGAGGGAGGAGGACCAGAACCAGGAAAUGCUGUCAAACACUUCCAGCUCUCCAGCUGUAUCCAAAGUAGAAGUAAACAUCCAAGAACAACACACAAGGCCUAUUGUUUCCCAGGGCAAGGGUAUUGUCAUCCAUUUAACUUCACCGACAAACAGUGAGGACCGGGCAAAUUUAGGAGAAAAUGAACCAACCUCUUCAAAAGCCAAAGAGUAUGUUGGAGUAACUCCAGCAGUGGAUAAAGAAGGAACAUCUGAACUGAAUAUUCCCUUUUCUGAGGAGUACCUAAACUUAUCGUUGCCAGCUUCGUCCCUGCCUUCCUCCCCUUCUGUUUCUGGAUUUUUAGGUGAAUUAUUUUUCCCAUCAGUCUCAUCCCCUGUGUCAUCUUCAUCAAACUCCUGCAGUUCUUCAGAAUCAACACCUUUUAUUAGUUUAGUUAAAUCCCUGUCUACAGAAAUUGAAUCCAGAGAUACAUCUUCCCUGAAACCGAAGCCUUUGCUAAACCUUGUUAAGUCUAUCUCCACUGAAAUUUCACGCUAUGAGCCAGAGUUUACGCAAUCAAAAUCAGACUCAAAGCUAAAUUUGCACCUUUGGCGCCAGUUAACUCAGCCCAAGGGAAGAAAUGGUGAUUCAAAAACAGCUCCACCAUCACCUCUGCUUUCACCCACAGAAUGUAAAAUUAGUUUUUUCAAAGUUCCUGAAGUAGAAGCCAAACUAGAAGACACAAAAAGAAAACUUUCAGAGGCUAUACAAGAACCUUUGAAUAUGCUGAGCAAGAUGAUAGGAGAUGAAAGUGGUGGAAGCCCCAAAUUUAGACCAUCACAAUCAAAUGCGUGUAGCACUGAUUCCUUCUAUGUUGCUGGACCUGAACACUGCAGCAAUGAUACUGGUAGUAAGAAUGUAAGAUCUGGGCUUGAGAAGUUCAGAAUGGAGAUACUUAAAACAGAAAGGAAGGAGAGUGAAAGGCCAUCUAAUACACAGAGUUCUCCAGGAAAAUAUGCAAAAGGAAAGCAGAGGAAACAAUGUCUAUCCUUUACUCAAAGUUAUGGGGACAACAAUGGCACUAGGUAUGAGAUCUGCUCAUAUGGAGAUGUGCUACAAAUUGUAGAAACAAAGCCCAGUGAAGACAACACAUUGUACAGUGAUGAACCAAUGUUCUCCUACUCUGAUAGAACCUUGUCUCGACAGUCUUCUCCAAAAGUACCAUGUAAAACUCUGAUAUGUUUUGCCACUCUCGCUUACAGCUAUUUUGUAUUACCAUUACCAUCGUUCUUCUCUGGCCUCUAUUUAGGACUUGCCUGUGGAUUUAUGAUCGGCCUGCUAAUUAUCUCACUGCACACACCUAGGCCCUCGCAACCUACCCCUGUAGCCCUCCAAAGUUAUGAAAAUCUUCAAUCAGAUAACAUAAUUAGGGAACCCAAGGACCCUGAAGUUGUGAAGGGCUGGAUGAAUGAAAUCUAUAACUACAAUCCUGAGACCUACCAUCCAUCCCUGACUUUUUCAGUCUUUGUGACACUAGAGGGUACUGCACUGAAACUCUCAUAUCCGAGAAGCAACCUCCCUCGACGAGCAACCUUUGAUGAAGGCAAGCAUGAUGUGAUUUUCAUCAGUCAUCGAUCCUGUGACCUUGCUGACAGCAAGAUUUUUCUCGUCCCACCUGGCCUUGCAAAGAAGAGAAUGUGGAAUAAGAAGUAUCCCAUCUGUAUUUUCCUCAGUGAGUCUGAGGUCUACAAAUCCAAAUGUUCUGGAGAUAGAAAAAUGAAGACUGACAUAGACACUGAAGAUCCAGAAAUCGCACAACAGAGACUGACAACAGAGUUCCAGAUGAGAGCUCUCAGAGAAGGCAGGGAAAAUGCACUCUUCCUCUUUGGAAGAACGGGAAGGGAAAAAGAAGAAUGGUUUAGAUAUUUCCUUCUGGCUUCUAGAGUACAGUCUGAGGACAGACAGAGCCACAGCAGAGGUAGUGCAAAACCUGGUCUUGCAUCAAAUCUUGGCUCCAGCCCAUCAGGGCGAUUGGUUUACAGUGACAGUAGCAGCAGGGACAGCACAGAAGACCUUCCCUCUCUUUUUAAAACCAAGGACUUGGCAGGAAACAUCAGACAGAAGAUCCUGCUGGACUACAGCACAUACAUGUCAAAGUUGACUGUCUCUGACAGCUGCAGUCCUUUGCUCAGCCCCAACCACAGCACCACCAGCAGCCCUAUCAAAAACCAGAUGCCAAUCGGUGGGGAGCCCCAAGUGUCCUGGAUAAAUGCAUUGAUUGGACGGAUCUUCUGGGACUUUUUACGGGAAAAGUACUGGGCAGAUAUAGUUGCUUACAAAAUUCAGAAGAAAUUAAGCAAAAUCAGGCUGCCAUAUUUUAUGAAUGAGCUUACUCUCACUGACUUGGACUUGGGGGCAUUGCUACCUGUAAUCAUCCGCACUUCCAGCCCUUCAGUCAAUCAAAGAGGACUCUGGGUAGACUUGGAAAUUGCGUACAAUGGGGCAUUACAGAUGACACUGGAAACCAAGAUGAAUCUGUGCAAGUUGGGGAAAGAAUCAGUCCCAGAAGGGAUGAGUCUGGCUGACACAAAAACAGAGAGAUCAAAGCCCCGGACCUUUGUGCUGACAGACAGUGAUGAGGAAUCUUCAAGUGCUGGUUCUUCAGAUGAAGAGGAAGUGUCUACAGCAGAACUGCAAGGAACUACUGUUGACAAAUCAGGUUCACCUGGUGUGGAGGGGUAUAGCACGGGAAGCAGCACUAGCAGAAAGAUUCUCAGAUUUGUGGAUAAGAUUGCCAAAUCAAAAUACUUCCAAAAAGCCACUGAGAACGAGUUCAUCAAAAAGAAAAUAGAGGAAGUGUCAAACACUCCGCUGCUUCUGACUGUAGAGGUUCAAGAGCUGACUGGCAUGCUGACUGUCAAUAUCCCGCCUCCUCCCACCGAUCGAAUAUGGUACAGUUUCCGGACUCCACCUAGACUGGAAUUUAAGGUGCGACCCAAGCUGGGUGAACGGGAAGUAACUUUCACGCAUGUGACUGAGUGGAUUGAGAAGAAAUUGCAACACGAAUUCCAGAAAGUUUUUGUGAUGCCAAACAUGGAUGACAUCUAUAUUCCUAUCAUGCACUCAGGCCUUGAUAAGCCAGACCACUCCAAGCAAUCUCCAUCAGAAACCACCAGACAAGCUUCCUUUGACUCUAUGGACAAAUACUAA